AGGAAGGGGAAGGAGAGUUAAAGGGUAAAGAGAAGGGGCAAUUGAUGAAACAGAGUAGAAGGAGAAGAAAAGAAAAGCAAGACUGACGAUGCCAAGAGUGACAAUUCUGAGGUAUAUCGCUUGCAAAAUACUCGAGGUGGCAUAAGAGAAAAAUCGUUGUUUGAUUAUUUACUUUGAAACGUCACGCUACGAACGCGAUGGUGGAAGUUUUGGUAGAACCGUGUAGUCAAGAAGCAAUAGUAUCAGAUAAGAGUUGCAAAAUAAACGAUAGCCCAAUGGAACGUUUGACUGAAAGUGAUCGUUGUGAUUCGAUUUUGGAAAAAUCUUCACUCAGUCCUAUUCAAAACUUCUAUAAUGGACAAAGCAUUUUCGUUACUGGUGGUACCGGAUUUAUGGGCAAAAUUCUGAUAGAAAAACUUCUUCGAGAAUGUCCUGGAAUUUCAUUUAUCUAUAUGUUAAUACGUCCGAAGAAAGGCAAAGAUAUGCAUCAACGUAUCGAAGAACUUUUUGAUGAUCCGCUAUUCAAUAAAUUAAAAGAAAAGCAUCCAAAAUUUCGGUAUCAAAUAGUUGCGAUAGCCGGAGAUUGUGUUCAACCUGGUCUCGGCUUGUCUCCCGCAGAUAGACAAAUGAUAACGCGAGAAGUUUCUAUCGUUUUUCACGUUGCGGCUACGGUUAGAUUUGACGAAAAAAUGAAACUCGCUGUACCUAUUAAUGUUCGUAGUCCCAAAGAAAUGAUAGAUCUUUGCAAGGAAAUAUCAUAUUUGAAGUCAUUUGUUCAUGUGUCGACUGCAUAUGCCAAUUGCCCGCACGAUCUUAUCGAAGAAAAAAUAUAUGAAGCACCAAUGGAUGCACACAAAUUAGUAACAAUUAUUGAUUAUAUGGACGAUAAAUUAGUUGAAGAUAUUACUCCGAAAUUAUUAGGUGCAUGGCCGAAUACGUACACUUUCACAAAAGCAAUAGCAGAAAGUGUUAUUGUGAAAGAAGCCGGCGAAUUGCCUAUUGGAAUAUUUCGACCUGCCAUUGUCAUAUCAACAUAUCGAGAACCAGUACAAGGAUGGAUUGAUAAUCUAUACGGACCAACAGGUGUUGCAGCUGGAGCUGGUACCGGCAUUUUACGAUCUAUUCAUUGCGAUGGAUCUAUACAGGCCAACGUCGUUCCUGGAGAUUUAGCAGUAAAUGCUUUAAUAGUUUCCGCUUGGGAUGUAGCGGAUCGUCGAAAAUCUACAAUUAGUAAAAAAGAAAAAAACGAUAUACCAGUUUAUAAUUAUGUUUCAAAAGAUAAUCCUAUAACAUAUGAUGAAUUGAAAGUUUUAUCUGAAAAAUAUGGACUUGAAUUUCCCACCAGCAGAGCUAUGUGGUAUUAUAGUUUUCGAAAUAACAAAUACAAGAUUAUUCAUUUGAUUUAUGUUUACUUAUUACAUUUAUUGCCAGCACUUUUAAUCGACACAGUCAUGAUCUGUUUAGGAAAACAACCUAGGAUGUUAAAAGUUUAUAAAAAGAUACAUAAAUUUAUGAGUGUAAUCAAUUAUUUUACUGUCAAAGAAUGGAAAUUUGCAAAUGAUAAUGUUAAAGUGUUAAUAAAUAAAUUAUCAGAGGAAGAUCGUGAAAAUUUUGCUUGUGAUAUUACUCAAGUUGAUUGGGAUCAUUAUUUUCGUACAUAUGUGCGAGGACUUCGUAUUUAUCUCAUAAAAGAUUCUUUAGACACUCUUCCACAAGCGCGUAUAAAAUGGCAAAGAUUAUACUGGAGUCAUCAGGUGUUAAAAUUAAUUCUUGCAUAUGGCUUAUUGCGAAUAUGUUGGUUAAUUAUAUCUUUUUUCUUUUGAAGUGAUAUAUGUUAAUUUGCGUAUUAAAUGUGUUUUAUACGUAUAUAACGAGUGCACUCAAUUACGUACAUGAUAAUAUAUUUGUACGUUUGUGCAUAUGUAUUAUUACAUAAGUUAUAAUACCUAUGCUUUUUUCAUUCAUCAAGUAUAAAUUAAAAUCAAGUUUGUUUGAACUCACAUUUAUAAAAAGUAAGACUAUCUUUUUGAAUAAUUUUAAUAACUUAAAUAAUUUUGAAAAAAUAAAAAAUAAAGAAA
Molecule: messenger RNA, 2078 nt
Organism: Apis cerana (Asiatic honeybee)
Lineage: Eukaryota; Metazoa; Arthropoda; Insecta; Hymenoptera; Apidae
Product: fatty acyl-CoA reductase wat
Biological process (GO): long-chain fatty-acyl-CoA metabolic process
Cellular component (GO): peroxisome
Molecular function (GO): alcohol-forming very long-chain fatty acyl-CoA reductase (NADP+) activity
Source: RefSeq, a predicted model, not a curated record